This is a messenger RNA of Amoebophrya sp. A120, 2109 nucleotides long. The record is from the annotation of a GenBank genome assembly. NCBI's taxonomy places the organism in Eukaryota, Dinophyceae, Syndiniales, Amoebophryaceae.
CUCCUUGUGUGUACGAUACAAAAACAACUGCAAACGAGAAAUUGCUUGUGAUCGUGUGCAAUCUCCUCGUGGCAUCGAUCUCGCUUUUGUGCGUUUGUUUCAUUACAGUGAAACUUUUCUUCCCGCUACCCAUUCUACCCAUAAGAAAAGUUUCAAGUAGGAGUUAUGCCACUCUUGAUGCACACUUAGACCACGCUUGUCUGUUCUCAAAUGAUCUUUUUCGACGUACACGCGCGUUGUUAAAAAGAAGUCUUCUACUACUUAGACAUUUCUCAACCAUGAAUCACUUACUGCACACGGUGCGCGACUACAGCACCCUGAAACCAGGCGACCACGUUUACGUAUGGGGUCCCCUCGCGCUGCACCAGCACCACGGCAUCGUAACCGAAAUUCUUGAGGCCGGCUCUUUUCAGGACGAGGAGGACGAGGCGUUCCAAGCCGAGCUGUGCGAUCGCAUACUGGUCACGCACUUCUUCCCCCUGGACCACGCCAAAGAACAAGUUUCCGAGGACAACCACGUUGGCGAAGUUGACCAUGAAAGCGCGACUAGUGCGAGCUCCAUUCCCGUGGAGUCGCGGACCCCAACUCCGGACGCGACGCCGAGUGGACCAACGUCGGCGCCGACCGCAUCGGCGUCCCUGCCGGAGCUAGGGCGCAAACUUUUCAUGGACGCGUCCUUCGCUAUCCUGUCCGGCAAGCGGCGUGACGCACUCGCUUCGGUGCACCAAGUGACCCUCAGGGACUUCUGUAAUGGAAGAGUGCUGAAGAAGGCGAAGUACGCGGCGCAACCAUGGGAGCUGUUAGUGAAGCGAAGUGGUAUUCGAUUUUUUUGUGUAAGCUGCUGCGCUCGAUGAAUCUUUUUCAUGGACCGAAAACCAAUCCAGUACUGACGAAGAACACGACCAUCUUCACAGAACGUCGUAAAGUAAUCCCAUAAAAAUAUCCGAGUGUCCGAUGUUUGUGUGUGUAUGAUGAUUGCACAGCAAGCAGAGCGAGCUACUGCGUAAAACUGCCCUUUUCUUCACCAGGUACGUGUUACGCAGAGGCUGCGGACACGGACGAAGAGACGCUGGUACGGGCCGCCUGCCUCCGCCAAGCGCGGCAAGAGCGUCCAUACGAUUUCAACACGUUGCUGCAUGCGAACUGCGAGCACAUGGCAUUCUGGUGCAAGACGGGAAUUUGGCGCAGCAGUCAAACCGCGUUUUUCGUCUGGGUGGAGCAAUUGGUCAUCCAGGCGACUCGAAGUGGGUCGCGGAGCACAUCAGUAGUCGGCCGGAAUAGUGAGGGCCAGCAGGGUCGUGCGGAGGCGAACACGAACGAAACGCAGCCGCAAGAAAACCCAUCUGUACCCGCAGUUUCCGUGCACAAUGCUCAUUCCGGUCAGGGUUCCGCACCAUCUGAAGACGAGACAGCCGUACCGUCAACCGAACGGGAGGAUGAGACCGCGACAACAGAUGCGGGGAAUGACAGUUCCGCAGUAGAAAUUCCGUUGUCGGCGCGAAAGAUUAAUAUUUCUGAGCAAGAAGGCCCAAUGAGCGGCCCCGCGCACACAACCCAGAGCGUUAGCAGCCAAGGAGAUAACCUAAUUGCAUCGCAUACCUUUGUCCCAGCGGGCGACAACUCGAGUCGAGCGGCAGAAAACGGCGUUACGGUUCCAAACGGCAGUCACUACACGCGUGCGGUUGUCGAAGCAACUGCACAAGCAGAGGGCCUUCCAAACAUGGACGUGCUCGCCAAUGCGCAACAGAGUGAUCUCUUGGACGAAAUCGCGCUGGACGAUGAGGAGUACGUGCUUGUGCGGGACGAAGAAUGAGCCAAGUGUCGGCUACCAGGCUUAGCAGGCACGGUGACAUGAAUACUUCGUAUAAAAAUGAACAGGAACAAGCACCUCUCAGUGAUUCGUGUGUGACCUGCUGCACUGGUUUCGAUUGCACUAGGCACUAAGAAUAAACGCAAGACAACGUCGAAAGCACAAACUAAAAUUCACCCAUGAGUGACUAUGCGGUUCUUGUUCUGCAGAAAUGGAAGAUCCUUUAGAAUGAGCGUCGAAUGCCUGCUCGAAUCUUCAAUGAACGAAAAAAAUGAAUGAUCCCUCUGAAAAUGAUGCUG